Prorocentrum cordatum is the source of this 1614-nucleotide messenger RNA. NCBI's taxonomy places the organism in Eukaryota, Dinophyceae, Prorocentrales, Prorocentraceae. The record is from the annotation of a GenBank genome assembly.
AUGCCGGGCAACCCUGGCUGCUUCGACGGCGCGUACACGUUCGACUUGUGCUGCGACACCGCCGCCCACGGGCCCCAGGGCAACACCGAGUGCUGGCUCGGGGACUUCACGUUCGGGCGCUGCUGCGGACUCCUGGACCCCCCCGCGCAGGACCCCGCAGCGGAGGGCCCGGCGUGGACCAGCGCGGAGUGCUGGGCCGGCCCCGAGGCCCUCUUGAGGGCCUCGGGCAUCCCGGGGGCCCAGGCAGCUUUGACGAGCCUCGACGCUCUGGAGGGGUUUUGCUGCGGCCUGCAGCACAACCCGCUGUGCUGGAGCGACCGGGCAGAGCUCCUGGUGCGCGACGGAGCCACCGACGAGCCCCUGGGCUUCACGGAGCAGUACGCCCGCUGCUGCUUCGCGCGGGCGCAGCGCGGCGCGAUAGAGCACUGCGACUUCACCGAGUCCGCCUUCGGCACGCUGCUGCAGACGGUGAACAAGGUUCUGCACGUCCUGCGCGAGCUCGCGCCGCUGCCGCCCGCGGACUUCUUCGUGCACGCGGACGAGGCCCUGUGCAUGGACUGGGCAGGGUCUGGCGCCGGCUUCGAGCUGCCCGUGCCCGUGCUGGCCCAGGCCAAGCCGCGGUCCGGGUGCCCCGCGGGGCUGCUGAUGCUCAGGGCAGUCACAGCCGCGGGGAUGGUGAGGAUGAAAAGCUGCACUUCAGCAAACCACCGCGCCCCUGGCUGCCCCGAGAUGCCCUGGUGGGCGACCCUGUCGCUCGACUGGUCCCGGCGCACCGCGGGGCAGGUCAUGUCGCAGGGCCUCGAGGUGCCCUGGGGGCGCAGAGCCGCCACCCUCUUCUGGCGCGGCUCGGACACGGGCUGCCUGCUCCCCGGCGGCUGCGCCGCGCCCUCCGCGCCGGGCCCGACGGUGUGCUCGUGCAGCGACUGGUCUGCCACGUACCGCGCGGUGGACGCCAAGUUCACCAAGGACAGCGUGCACGCGGAGUGCAGGCCGGCCUACCUGCAGAGCGACCUCCACGUCGAUCAGUUGGUACCCCCCAGCGGCCACCUCGAGUACAAGUAUCUGAUGUACGUGGACGUUUUUUCGUCUUCUAUCGUCGUUCUCGGAUCGCAUGUAUUGGCUGUUGCUGACGGGGGCUGUGGUGAUGCGCCAGACCUCGCAGCUUCAGGUGUGGCUGGAUCCCGGCCUGCGCCCCCACGCGCACUUCUUGCCCGUGCAGGAGGAGACUUGGGCGACCUGGUCGACGUGCUGGAGUGGGCACGAGGGCACGACCUGGAGUGCGAGGGCAUCGCGGCGGAGGCCAGGCGCUUUGCUCGGUCCGAACUGUCGCUCGACGCCAGCCUGUUCUAUAUCCACAGGCUGCUGGGCGCCUACGCGGGGCUCUUCGGCCCCAGGGGCGCCGAGGGCCGGCCGCCAGCGGCGAGGCCGCCGCCACAGCCGCGAGGCGGCCCGGGCGGCCGCGGGGACCCCGCGUGCUGGGGCUCGGGCUUCACCCCCGCGCUGUGCUGCGACCUGGGCCGCGGGCCGCGCGGGGACGAGGCGUGCUGGGGCGCCGGCUUCACCUUCGAGCGGUGCUGCGUCGGCCCCGCGCCUUCAGGGGCAACGAUGGGGUAG